GCUUUGUAAAAUAUAAAAGAUGGGUCGAGUUGGAAACAUCUUCACUCUCGUCUCUUCUCUGUCUCCAGUUAAGCAGCAGAACCUUCCAAUAUCUAAAAAAAUGAAAUUCAUCAUCGCUCUUGCUUUCUUGGCCGUGGCACUUGCUGCACCUCAAGGAGAUAAGAAGCCCAUCGAAAUUGUGUCAUCCAACAGCGAAAUGAACGCCGAUGGCAGUUACUCCUUCAAUUUCGAAAGCGCUGACGGAACUAAGGUUCAAGAAAGUGGAAGCCAGAAACAAGUUGGACCUAAACCCGAGGAUAUCGGCACCGUUUCCAAGGGAUCUUAUUCCUACACUUCCCCUGAUGGCGUCGUCAUCACCGUCAACUGGGUUGCAGAUGAGAACGGUUUCCAGGCUACCGGUGACCAUUUGCCCACUCCUCCCCCGAUGCCCGCUCACGUCGUCAAGCUCCUUGCUGACUUGAAAGCUGCCGGUGCUUUGUAAACAAUUCAAUUUCAGUUUUUCAAUUUUGUACGUAUGUCCAUACUGCCCACGAUUUCUUACACUUCCCUGAAAAUACAGCAUAAAUUUUGUCA
Molecule: messenger RNA, 573 nt
Organism: Daphnia carinata
Lineage: Eukaryota; Metazoa; Arthropoda; Branchiopoda; Diplostraca; Daphniidae
Product: larval cuticle protein 1-like
Exons: 3
Coding region: 20-481 (153 amino acids)
Cellular component (GO): chitin-based extracellular matrix
Molecular function (GO): structural constituent of chitin-based larval cuticle
Source: RefSeq, a predicted model, not a curated record